AUGGACAAGGACAUGGAACUGAGGACGGACGUGAACUCUUUCCUGAAGGAUGUGUGGCUGAGGUGACUCCGGCUGGCCUGGUUGCUCCUGGAAGGGGGCACCUACAUCAAUGAGAGCAACGAGCAAGGCGAGACAGCGCUCAUGGUGGCCUGCGGCACGCAACAUGCAGCCCCACAGAGCAGCAGCAAGCCCAGGAUGAUGAGGUGCCUGCUGGAGCAGCAGGCCGACCCCAACAUCCAGGACAAGUGCGGCAGGAUGGUGCUCAUGCAUGCCUGCGUGCGGAGGGGGGGGGGGCGGGAGAAGGUGGUCUCCCUGCUGCUGGAGAGUGGAGCUGACCCCAGCCUGUAGGACCACACGGGAGCCCCAGCGCUGGUCCGUGCCAUCAACAGUGGCAACAAGGAUGUGCUGCACCACCUCCUGGAUGCCUGCAAGGCCCAGGGGAAGGAGGUGAUCAUCAUAACCACAGAUACGGGCACCCAGACCACCAGGCAGUAUCUCCACAUGCCUCCCAUGCCCAGGGAAAUGCGGCAGAUGCCCCCACUCUGCACCUCGCCCUUAGACAUUGAGAGGGACACCCCCAGGCCCAGCUCCCUGCCUGCGGAAAAGGAGCACUUCUUUGGCCUCCAAACAGGGCCCCUGGGGCCGGCCCUUCCUCCCACGGUUCUGCAGGAGCCCGAAUCACCUCCCAGGAAAGUUGGGAACCUCUAAAGGGCCUGCCUGCCACAGCUGAAGAGGCUUCAGUCAGAGCCCUGGGGCCUGCUGGCACUGUCAGUACUGGCAGCCUCCAGGAACCAGGAAGCCCGUGGCACCUGUAUAGACAUCAGUGAGGUGCCCGUCCCCAAACGGGGGCCACUAUCCAGAACCAACAGCGUUGACGGCAAGGACUCUAUGCUCUUCUACUCGGUCCCAGAGCAAAACCCCAAGAUCCUUACAGCUUGGAGGGAGCCCCACGAGAAAGGCCAGGCUCCCCAUGCACCCCUGACUUGGAGAGGUGUCGUCCCCAAAGAUCAGGAGAAGGGCAGUUUGGAGUCUAUAGUGGCACCCUGGCCCCCAGAAGAUGACUGCCAUGUCAGAGACGUGUGGCCCAGUACCAGCACCCUGGAGGCCAGCACAGUCACCUCGGACAGGAAGAGGCUCACCAGCUCCCACCUGUCACUGUUCCAAAGCUCCCAGGAGGCCAUGGACACUGCGGCCAGCUUGUCACCCAGUGCCAUGCACCGCCACCCACCACCCCUUCUGAAACGACGGGGCUCUGGCACUCUGUUCUCUCAGACCCGACCUGGCUUCCUGCCGCCACUCAGCGCCCACCUGAGUCUGCCCAUCCCAGACGUCUGGUCCAGCAGCACACCAGCCUCCCCAGUAGCUGGAGGCCUGAAGGCCAAGGGCCCCACCGUGCCCAGCUCCCCAUGGACACUGGAACUGAGAAGCAAAAAGGCACUUCUGCGCAGACACUUGAUGCAGGCCGAGCAGAUGCGGCUGCUGUCCGAGUUCCACGUGCUGAUCUAG
This is a messenger RNA of Sorex araneus (European shrew), 1506 nucleotides long. It is a transcript of the gene ANKRD34C, whose product is annotated as ankyrin repeat domain 34C. The record is from RefSeq and is a predicted model, not a curated record. NCBI's taxonomy places the organism in Eukaryota, Metazoa, Chordata, Mammalia, Eulipotyphla, Soricidae. Gene Ontology annotation, molecular function: protein binding.